Molecule: messenger RNA, 2112 nt
Organism: Pseudomassariella vexata
Lineage: Eukaryota; Fungi; Ascomycota; Sordariomycetes; Amphisphaeriales; Pseudomassariaceae
Exons: 2
Coding region: 1-2112 (703 amino acids)
Molecular function (GO): protein binding
Source: RefSeq, a predicted model, not a curated record
AUGGCGUCCGUCACAUCCUUGGACAAGGACCUGCGCAGGAUGCGCCUCGACAAAUACACACCCGCCGCGGCCAGUGAGGCGCAAUCGUGGAUUGAGAGCGUUCUGGGCGCUCGACUCCCUAGUAAUGAUCUUCUAGAUGGUCUGAAAGAUGGCGUUGCGCUCUGCAAGCUCAUCAACAUCGCCAUCGGUCCUCCAGGGGUCAAGUUCAAGCAAUCGGCCAUGCCCUUCGUGCAAAUGGAAAAUAUCUCUCACUUUUUGCGAGCGUGCCAAUCACCGCCCCUGAACCUGCAAGAACACGACAUGUUCCUGACUGUCGACCUCUACGAGAAGAAAGAUCCAGCCCAAGUUCUCCAAUGCCUUGGUGCAUUCUCCCGUGCCGCCCACAACGUAAACCCGUCCUCGUUUGCCUCGCCGAUCGGACCCAAACCCCGCGGCGGCGUCAUGUCGCCACAACAGACCGGGCCAUCAUCACCCGCCAGGGCCAGGGGGAUGUCGAAUGCAUCAAAUGGCUCCUUCUACGGCCGCCAGGGUACACUCGCAGCCACCGACACGGGAGGCUCGUCUUCGGGUCGUUGGAGUCCGACUAAGAGCCCGACGGCAGGCGGCGAGCGCGUGGGAUCACCAGGUGUGAGCAGCUGGAGCAAGAAGGAUCAUGAGGGUGUUACUAGCCCCGCAUGGAACAUUGCACAGUACGGCUACAUGGGUGGUGCGUCACAGGGCAAUCUCGGCAUUGCCUUUGGUGGACGUCGACAGAUCACUACUACCGGUCCGUCCGUACCUAACUUGGCUGACAAAGAGCGCCGCCGCAAAGGGCAAGAAGCCGAGGCCGAGCGGCAGCGUUUACAAAUGGAGGAGGAGGAGCGAAAUCGUAGGGCGGCGCUCGAAGCUGAAGAGGAGCGCGCGCGACUCGAGGAAGAAAACCGAUGGCAAGAGGAGACGCGGCGUCAGCGCGAAGAAGAGAAGCGCAAGGCCGAGGAGGAGAAGCGACGCUGGGAAGAGGAAGAGCGUCAAUGGAAGUUAACGGAAGAGAAGCGUCGCCAAGCAGAAGAAGAGGCCGAAGCCAGACUUGCCGAUGAAAGACGACGCGCGCGUAGUAAGAGUAACACGGCGCUACAAGGUCAAUUCCUGAGCCAAUACCAGGCCGAAAACGGGAUAGCAUCGCACAAGUCCGGAGGCUACGGAGAUCGUGUCAAGGAGUUGGAAAGGGAACUGGAACUCGCACGCCAGCGCGAACGUGAAUACGAAGAGGAGCGGGAACGACGCAGCCGUAGGAUAGCUGACGCGAAGAACCGCAACCGUUCACGCAGCAGACCGAGGCCCACCAGCCGACCCCCUAGCCGACAAGACUCCUGGUCUCGUGACGAGCGAGAGAUUCUCAAGACGCAGUGGGAUCGUCACCAGGAGGAAGCACAGACUGCUAAGCCUGGCCCACCCUUACCCGCUCGUCCACUUCCGGUGCCAACCGCCGUACCCGUUAAAUCCCACCGAACGGGCGAAUCGCCGCCACCGGCCCUCAAGACUCAACGCACCGGCGAUGCCACAACACCGCCCAUAAAGCCCCAGCGGACUGGCGAGGCUAGGCCCCUCCCGAUCCCUGACCGGGUUAAGAACCACGUCACGGGCGGCCGCGGCCCCAGUCCCAUAUCCAACACACGCCCCCUGCCCGAUCCCAAGUCCGUCGCCGCCGCAACCCUCCCCCGAACAGACCGCUUCCUAGCCUCUAACCCCGCACCUACUAACCCCGCACCGCAACAAUCCUGGUCCCGUGAGCUGGGUGGCUCGGCCGAGCACGACGCGGAGGAUCGUCGACGCGUGCAAUCGCAAGCCAAGACCAAGGCAGGCGGCUGGGCGAGCAAGAGUUUGCUCGAAAGGGAGAUGGAGAUGGAGCGUCAGCGACAGCAGGAGUGGGAGGAGGCACAGAAGGAGACGUCUAAGGCACCGCGGAAUGGGGACGGGGGUGUUGAUGGCAUUGGGGGUGGGGUAGGAGGACGGUGGGAUGUGAGUCAGUGGAGUGGGUUUGCAGGGGGUGAUAGCCAGAAUAAGGGGGCUUCGGGGAUUGGGGCAGGGAGGAGGCAGAUUGUGGGGCCCAGACCUUUGCCGGGACGGCCCUAG